Molecule: messenger RNA, 3924 nt
Organism: Pteronotus mesoamericanus
Lineage: Eukaryota; Metazoa; Chordata; Mammalia; Chiroptera; Mormoopidae
Gene: SERPINI1
Product: serpin family I member 1
Exons: 9
Coding region: 145-1377 (410 amino acids)
Biological process (GO): negative regulation of endopeptidase activity
Molecular function (GO): serine-type endopeptidase inhibitor activity
Source: RefSeq, a predicted model, not a curated record
CUGCCGAAGGCGCAGCCUGGACUGUAGUUUCCCGGGAGAGAGGAGAACAGGAACGGGAGCGGAGCGGAGCGCAGUCGUCUGAGCAUCAGCUCCCGCAUCCCGCCAGGGGUUGCAGGUGUGUGGGAGGAUUGAAACUAUUCCAACAUGGCUUUCCUUGGACUUUUCUCUUUGCUGGUUCUGCAAAGUUUGGCUGGUGGGGCCACUUUCCCUGAUGAAACCAUUGCUGAGCUGUCAGUGAAUAUGUAUAAUCACCUUCGAGCUACUGGGGAAGAUGAAAAUAUUCUUUUCUCUCCAUUGAGCGUCACCCUUGCAAUGGGAAUGAUGGAACUUGGGGCCCAAGGGUCUACCCUGAAAGAAGUCCGUCAUUCAAUGGGAUAUGACAGCCUGAAAAAUGGUGAAGAAUAUUCUUUCUUGAAGGAGUUUUCUAACAUGGUAACUGCUGAAAAGAGCCAGUAUGUGAUGAAAAUUGCCAAUUCCCUCUUUGUGCAAAACGAAUUUCACAUCAAUGAUAAGUUUUUGCAAAUGAUGAAAAAAUAUUUUAAUGCGGAAGUAAAUCAUGUGGACUUCAGUCAAAAUAUCGCUGUGGCCAACCAUAUCAAUAAGUGGGUGGAGAAUAACACAAAUAGUCUGUUGAAAGAUUUGGUAUCCCCAGGAGAUUUUGAUUCUGUCACUCACCUGGCCCUCAUCAGUGCUGUCUAUUUCAAGGGUAACUGGAAGUCACAGUUUAGACCUGAAAAUACUAGAACCUUUUCCUUCACUAAAGAUGACGAAAGUGAAGUCCAAAUUCCAAUGAUGUAUCAACAAGGAGAAUUUUAUUAUGGGGAAUUUAGUGACGGCUCCAAUGAAGCUGGUGGUAUCUACCAAGUCCUAGAAAUACCAUAUGAGGGAGAUGAGAUAAGUAUGAUGCUGGUGUUGUCCAGACAGGAAGUUCCACUGGCCACUCUGGAGCCACUGGUCAAAGCACAGCUGAUUGAAGAAUGGGCAAACUCUGUGAAGAAGCAAAAAGUGGAAGUGUACCUGCCCAGGUUCACAGUGGAACAUGAAAUUGAUUUAAAAGAUGUUUUGAAGGCUCUUGGAAUAACUGAAGUUUUCAGCAAAAAUGCAAAUUUUACAGCCUUGUCUGAUAGCAAAGAGAUUUUCCUUUCCAAAGCAAUUCACAAGUCCUUCAUCGAGGUGAAUGAAGAAGGAUCGGAGGCUGCUGCCACCUCAGGAAUGAUUGCAAUCAGUAGGAUGGCUGUGCUGUAUCCUCAAGUUAUUGUUGACCAUCCAUUUUUCUUUCUUAUCAGGAAUAGGAGAACAGGUACAAUCCUAUUCAUGGGACGAGUCAUGCAUCCUGAGACAAUGAAUACAAAUGGACAUGAUUUUGAGGAACUUUAAGUCAUUUCACUUGAAUAAUAAGAAAAAUAGUAACUAAGCACAUUAUGUUUGCAACUGGUAUAUACUUAAGAUUUGUGUUUUACAGUAUAUCUUAAGAUACUAUUUAAACUAACUCCAUAUAAAAGCAGUAUGUAAAUGAUAAGCCAACUUGUCAAGGAAUGUUUUCAGUAUUAUUGAGGUAAUGGUCUUGUCACGUUAUUGUGUUUGUUGUGCUGGUAGUUAAAAUAAAAGUACAUAGUGAACAUGUGAACAGCUCUGUUUUUCAUUUUAGAAGUUAUAGGGUAAAGAUACCUCUAGGUGAAAUUUGGAAACAGUGAGGUUUCUGGAUAUCUUAAAUCUUUUGUAACCAUUCAGACUCAAGGCACUGAAGUAAAUUAGCACUGUACACUAACACAUAGCAAGCAGUAACAAGCGAAAUGAAGACAGGUACUCCACAAAAAUUCCGAUUGUUUUUUUCUCUGAAGAUGGUGUACAGUGCAAUAUAAAACAAUGCCAGCUGACCAUCUUCUGUAUGGCUCCAUGACAAAAUUGGUUAGGAAAAAAAUAGGGCUAUGAAAAUCCAUAGCUUACAGCUAUGGUUUAUUUACCAUGUCUUUAAAAAUAUCCACUUGUCAUCAGAAGGCUUAUGUAGGUAACCAGCCUGGUAUAUCAUCAUGUUUUGCUGCUGCAAGUAAAAUCCACAUAAAACCAAGUUCUCAAAAGUCCCAAAGUAAACCAAAUUAACAAUAAAAAUAAGCUCUAUGGUAUGUAUGUGACCAGAGAAUUAACUAGAAAAAACUGUGCUAGUACAGAUACCAGGAAUCAGCAAGGCAUGGGCUGAAUAUUACUUGCAGAAGUGUUCUUGGUUGUUCUGUGCAGGUUUUUACACAUUUGGAACUUGAACGUCUGUAAUUGGGAUAUCACAUUUGUGUUUCUCCCAUUGAUUACCUGCUGGCUCCUGGUGCAUUUAUUUGAGACCUCUGGAGAGUUCUAAGCACUUUGCAGAAUAUAUUGGCCUUAUUCUCUACAACAAGAAGUGUUUCAUUCCAAAGGGGACAGGUCUCUAGUAAAUUACUUUGUUAUCCACUGACUGAAACGACAGUGCUCCUCUGAGGGGUGGGGAGAAAAAGGAAGGAAUCAUCUCAUCAUGUUGUGAAUUGAACUAGAGACCCUCAAUACCAAACAUUAACUUUAAGUUUGUUCAGAAGAGGUGGUGGUUGGGGGAACCAGGCCUGACCCUCAACCUACUGAAUGUUAAACUCUUGAGGAAAAACUUGAAAGUCUGAGUUUUUAGACAAGUCCCCUUGGUGAUUUGGUUAUACGUUAAAUCUUGAAUAUUGUGAAAUAAAGAACGCAUGUAGAAUACUUAUAUACCAGUUGUUUAAAGUAAUUUGUAGAAAAUUAGAUCAAUCAGUGAGGUGUCCUAAGUUAAUGCUUCUCAAACUUUGUGUACAUUAGAAUUACUACGUGGGGGUUGUAAAAGAGAUUAUCAUACAGUAGUAGGUCUGGGGUGGCGCCUGAGAACCUGCAUUUCUAACAAGCUUCACGGGGGGGGGUGCCAUUGCUGUUGGCCCAUGGACUCAGGUUGAUAACAAAACUACAUUUAACAGAAGUUGACGUGUUUGAUAUCUUCCUACAUGGAAACAGAAAAAAAGGUGUAACUCUCAUAAAACUUGGAGAUAUUUAGGCAAUGGAGCAGUAGUCUACAUUAACAAUACAAUGCAUUUACACAAAAUGAGAAAAAAUGGUUUUAUCCUAAAGCUUUUUCCCUAUUACAUACCAUGGAAAAAUGCAAACGUCCUCUGCAUCUUAGAACUCUUGAAGUAUAUUCUUUAAAAAUAUAGACACGUUUAUAGGUAAAGCCCACAAAAGAACUUAUGAAUACCUUAGGACACAUACUUAACACUGACUCUUUUAGAGCUUAUACUCUCAGAAAACUUAGAGUUUAUCCAUUAAGCUGAGGUUACUAUAGAACAAUGCUUUUAUUUUCAUUUUUAAUGUACACAGAUUAGACUAAUUGAUGUCGAUUCAGGAUUGUUAUGGUGAGUUUGUGAUAGUCCUCAUUACUGAUUGCUGCUUGUUAAGCAUUAUAUAUUUGCUAUAUUUUUAUGUCCAUUAGUCAGCUAAAUCAGUUACCUAUAAGGAAGAGUCAACAUCAUUGACAAGCAUAAAGCCCAAAAUACAAUUUUUUUAACUAAUAUAAGGUUAAACUCUACCAUUCAGAAUGUUUACCUUAAAAUAUUUCAAUACAAUUUAGAUGUCCCUUAACUAAAACUUUGUCAUUACCAUGUUAAUGGAGUGCUUAAAAAUAGGAUACUUGAUAGUACCAAGUUUUUCCUAUUGUUUGAUUUGGUUUAUAAUUUCUUCAAUAUUUUCUUUUCCAAUGAAAAAGCUAUAUCCUAUGGUUCAAUUUCAUUUCUUUUAAAAGGCAUACAUUACUAUACACACAAUGUGUACAGCUAACAGAAACUUCUUUCUUUUUGAACAUAUUUUUGGGGAGAAGAAAUUAACAACAAUUAUGCAUGUUUUGUUUUUAAAUUAAAUUUUUCCAGCUUUAUUGAUAUAUAA